AGUAGUAAAGCAUAAAAUUUUAAGUGUUGAUUAGCAAAAAUGUUAGCCAUUUCUUCUUCUUCUCCUCCUUUAUUUUCUACUACUACUAAUAAUUUUGGUUGGCUUUUGGAAGAUCUUAUAAGCCAUGAAUUAACAAAUAGUGGAGAAACUUCAAAUUCAUCUCAAAAAAGCCUUCAACAUUGUGAUUCAAAUAAAUUUGAUCAAAUUAUUAUCAACAGUGGUGAUCAGUAUCAACCUGAUCAGACGGUUAAGAAGCUUAAUCAUAACGCAAGUGAACGUGACCGUAGAAAGAAAAUCAACAGCUUAUAUUCUUCUCUUCGUUCUUUACUACCUCCUUCUGAUCAUACGAAAAAGCUAAGCAUUCCAUCAACAGUAUCAAGAAUUCUAAAGUACAUACCAGAAUUACAAAGUGAAGUUGAAAGAUUGGUUCAAAAGAAAGAAGAAUUUACAUCAAAAAAUAUUUUGAAUAAACCAAAAAGAAUAAAAGGAGGAAUUGAGAAUUCUUCAUUUGUUAUUUCAACAAGUGAAUUAGGUGACAAAGAAAUAGUGAUUCAAAUAUCAACUUUGAAGAUCAAUAAAGGUUCAAUUAGUGAGGCUAUUUCACAAUUAGAAGAUGAAGGACUUGUUCUACUAAAUGCAACUUCUUUUGAGACUUUUGAAGAUAGAGUAUUCUACACAUUGCAUUUUCAGGUUGAAGGAAGUAUGGUAGUUGAGGUUGACAUGUUAAGAGACAAGCUAUCAUCAUAUUUUGAGAAUGAAGAAAACUUAUUAUGACGAUGAAUUUCUAGAUUUAUAUAUGUUUUUUGAAAAACAUUGUAAUCACACAUUCUUUUUCUUUUCAAUCUUUUUAAUUCCUCUAGAACAAAUAUCAAGAGCAAUUCAAAAUGUAAAUGUCUUUUUAUUUACCAUGUUAUUGUGAUCACCAUUUCCACAAAAUAUCAAUUGAUUUGGCAGUCCUUUACAAAUUCGUUUUUUAGUUUUACAUGUGAAAGCGUUAAAAUAAGCAUUAAUUGGUGAAUUAAUAGUUUCAUUUUUGAAUUAUUGCCCGUCUUAAAAACACUCUUCUAUUUGACUAACUGAUCUUUAAUACACCUUUGAUCUUGCUACAAAAGAGAAAUACACUCCUGAAUUCUCGUUAAAUUGAAGGGUAUUUUUAACACUUUUCUAGACUUUUUAUUAAGAGUUUCAUGCUCCUUCAUAAAAGUUUGAAAUCACUCCCUAUGUCUGUAACAACUCAAGUUACCACGUAACGAGGAUAUAUAUUUUAAUCGUUGAACAACACAAAAUGCAAUCGAGAAAUAGAAACGACUAACGUCCUUACAAUGAAAUUGAGAAAACUUAACAAAAUGGAAAAAAAGAUCAGAAAAUAUAGAGCUAGAUAGAAGGAGGUGGGAAACUUAGACUAAGAAGGGAGACGAGAGGAAACAUACUCUUCUCUUAACAUUUAGAUAAUUCGUAAAUCACCGAUCACUACCUUUUCGAUGGAACCGUCCUCAUGCCCACUACUAAACCUGAAUCCUAAAUUAACCUAGCCCUAUUGCUCGUUCUCAGCCUAAUGACUCUUGUGUGACCUCGGUUCAUAACAGUCAGUUUAGUUAGUCAAAUAAAAAAAAUGUUUUUAACACCGUCAAUAGUAUAGGACUCACAUAAUAAUUUACGCCAAUUUCAGGGUGUUUUCAGUACUUUGAGUCUAACAAAUUGUUGUACGUACAAUAGCUAAGCCACUACCUGAAACUAACUUUUUUGCUCUGUUUCAUCAUUUUCACGUUUUGUUUUUCUGCAAGACUCCAUUAGUUACAUUCUCUACAUCUAUGAAGAAACUCAAUAUCCCUUUAUCAAAUUAUACAGAAAAUUGGAAAAUUUUUCAAAAAGAUAAACGCUAUCAAUUAAUGUUCGCAAAUAGAACUGAUCAAUAUGUCAACAAGGAGCAUUAUGAAGCUGAACAGAUCAUCAAAUAUGGAUAUA
Solanum lycopersicum (tomato) is the source of this 1965-nucleotide messenger RNA. RefSeq lists its product as uncharacterized. Gene Ontology annotation, cellular component: RNA polymerase II transcription regulator complex. Gene Ontology annotation, biological process: regulation of transcription by RNA polymerase II. The record is from RefSeq and is a predicted model, not a curated record. Lineage: Eukaryota; Viridiplantae; Streptophyta; Magnoliopsida; Solanales; Solanaceae. Gene Ontology annotation, molecular function: protein dimerization activity; DNA-binding transcription factor activity, RNA polymerase II-specific; RNA polymerase II transcription regulatory region sequence-specific DNA binding.